Messenger RNA from Triticum turgidum subsp. durum (durum wheat), 429 nucleotides. Lineage: Eukaryota; Viridiplantae; Streptophyta; Magnoliopsida; Poales; Poaceae. The record is from the annotation of a GenBank genome assembly.
AUGGAUGGUAUAGAGAUGAUCGACAUCGAAGUCGGAGAUGCCGGCGACGUCGAAGUCCGAGCACAACCCGACCGGCCCCAGAUGUGGACAUGGAUACAAAGGAUUUGUAUACCGUCCCAUGACUUCCCUAAUCCCGAUGGACUCGCCGCAGCCGCGGAGCCCGAGCAAUGCAGCAGAUGUGCGUGUUUGUGCUACGCGGUCCUUGUCGAGCUUGUUAUCAUCACCAUUUUUUUCACCCUGAUGUUACUCGUCGUACAGUUCCAUCCGGCAACCUUUGCCGGUCGAGCAUUGCGUGUUAUUGGACAUGUCGUGGGUAUGAUAGGCCUGUUCGUUGCCGUGUCUGGAUUCAUGCUUGUGUGCCGUUUUCUAACCGAGGCAAUUAUUGGGAAUCCCGAGGGGUAUAGACUGAUUGAUUUAUUAUUCAUGUAG